AUGAUGGUCUCGCCUGAUCUAGACCAGGACAUCUCUCCUAUCCCCCGGUCUCGGGAGGAGAAUCAAGAGCGAGCCUUUAUUGCUGCUUCGCGGCGAAAAGAUCGCAGUCUGGAUGCGCGGCUGGAAUCUGCCAACCGGGCGUCGAUGCUGCACAAGAAGCGCACCGGCAAGGCAUUCCACAUCACCAAGGAGAUUGUUGAGAAAGAAGCCAUGUACGAAGAGGUCGACGAGCGCUACCAAGAGAAGCGGAUUCGCAUGCUGCAAGCACAGAACAUGCAGAUCGAAGAGCAAUUCCACCGCCACCUGCUGGCUGCCUUUGCAGCCCGAGCCAACUCUGGAUCAACAGCGUCUUCUAUUGCCAGCCGCCGUGCCAGCAUCACCCCGCGUGCAUCCGUUGAUGGCGGCUCCUCACGUAAGAUGAGCCUGGACCUGUCGAAUCUGCGGUCUCCGUUCCCCCGAGGGAUGGACUCCAACUCGAUGACCAGCCCCAUGACUACUGGCGGGGGCUACAUGCUGUCGCCCACAACGACAUUUGACUCUAAUGCCCAGUCGUACAUGAACUGCAUGGACAACUCUCAUAGCUUUCACUCCAACAUGGCUACAACCGCAACCUCAUCGGCUCAAAUCCCGGCCUAUGUUGCGCAGACCCCUGCCCCCACUUGGAACCCACAAAUGGGUCCAUCCUGGGCCCAUAUGCAACACCAACACCAGAUCCCCACCCCCAACCAGACGCCCACCGACUCGCAAGCCGUGCACAUUUGGCAACAGCAAAUGAUGCAACAAGCCCAGAUGCCCACCGACGCUGCCACCACCAUCCAGAUGCGACAAUUCCGAGACCGACUCGCUUCCGCGCCGGAAAUGCCUGUGCAGCACAUCGCCCCGCCGGCCGCCCCGGCCGCGUCCAUAUCCGGCCCCAGCGGUGGCCUCGGCCACUCCCGCGGCCAGUCCCAGCCUAGCACCAACUUUCACAACCUGCAUCUCCUCACCCAGAGCACACAUCUAGCCCAGAUGGCUCCGUCGAGCACCAGCUCGCCCCGGAUCGAAGCGCUAUCUGCGGAGACUCAGUCUACACCCGACUUCUGCCCGACUCCCCACACCCCUCUGUCUCCGACUGCCCUGAGCACGGCACAGGGCGUGCCCGUGGUCAAGCAAGAAGGGGACGGGGUGAUGGUCUCCCAUGAAGAGCUGGACCCCGACUACAAUGAGUUCAGUCAGUUCGCCUUGGGACUCGGGGGCAACUCCUCCCUGCAGGAGAGGGAGCCUUUCGGGUUCGAUGAGUUCGUCGCGCUGGAUGAUUUUGGUACCGUCUCCUGCUAA
Messenger RNA from Penicillium canariense, 1317 nucleotides. RefSeq lists its product as uncharacterized. Bases 1 to 1317 code for a protein of 438 amino acids. Lineage: Eukaryota; Fungi; Ascomycota; Eurotiomycetes; Eurotiales; Aspergillaceae. The transcript is spliced from 2 exons. The record is from RefSeq and is a predicted model, not a curated record.